Messenger RNA from Clavispora lusitaniae ATCC 42720, 1086 nucleotides. RefSeq lists its product as uncharacterized. Gene Ontology annotation, molecular function: metal ion binding. Lineage: Eukaryota; Fungi; Ascomycota; Pichiomycetes; Serinales; Metschnikowiaceae. Gene Ontology annotation, cellular component: nucleus. The record is from RefSeq and is a predicted model, not a curated record.
AUGGGCCUGGAUCUUCUUAGACAGAAGAAGGCCAUUGAACAAAAAAAAGCCGAAAUAGCACGAAUCAAAAAAGAAAUAGAAACAAAGUUAGGGGCAAAGCGCCAGAUUAUUCCGUCAAAAUUCCAGUAUCUUCUCUAUCUCCCCCGAGAAUCACAGGAGCUGAAUCAUGAAAAUCAUAGCCAACAGCAUAAUCAAUAUUAUGACGUAUUCUUAGUAGAUGAUGAUGGGAGGAGUUUGAUGUCACUAAAAGGUUGGAUUCAGUCCAAGAAGGCUGGUGACCACCAUCUUGAAACUUCAAACGACAGCCAUAAUAAUAGCAUGGCUCAGGAGAAAAAUCGGAAACGUGAGAGAAAACUCAAAGAGAGAGUAUUCUACGCUUUACCACACUCGUGGUUGGCCUCUAAUAUGGCAAGCACCGAUGACUGUGACCGUGUUCAGGUGAACAAUGUAACAUACGCGGUAGUUAAUGGCGGAAAGCGAUUAAUUCCACUACUGAAUCCAGAUGCUGACCAGAGCCCUUCAGUCGAAUGGGGUUCAUGGACCUACAGGAAAAGUGUCCAUGGUACAUUGAAACGGACGGACAUGACAAAAGUUCCAAUUUACUGCCGAUCUUUCAGUCGCACGGGUGUUUGUGAGGAAGGUGAACUGUGCAAGCAUAUACAUGACCGGAGAAUGCAGCGGUUGUGUUGGGAUUUCUUGAAUGACCAAUGUCAUGGCGAGUGUUCCUUGUCUCACAUGUCAAGUGAGUACAACGUACCACUUUGCUCAUAUUUUCUCGCUGGAAAUUGUAAGAAUCCGGCCUGCAGUUUUCUGCACAAUCCUCCACCCCAUUCUAUGGAUGAUAAGUACAGCAUAUGGUUGUGUCGACCAUUUUCCAAAGGAGGUUGGUGCAUUCGAGGCAAAAAGUGUCCAUUCUUGCAUUUGUAUCAAUGUCCCGAUUAUGAAGAGUAUGGUCAAUGUCCUCUAGGGAACAAUUGCAAUUUACAGCAUGUGGAUAGUGAAAGUUCCUCAGACCCUCAGAAAAUCAUCAUCAAUAGUUUUACUGUGAACCCAGUAGUCCUUUUUACUGGGUGUAAUAAUGUUUGA